This is a messenger RNA of Penaeus monodon (black tiger shrimp), 2588 nucleotides long. Its product is annotated as ran GTPase-activating protein 1-like. Gene Ontology annotation, molecular function: small GTPase binding; GTPase activator activity. The record is from RefSeq and is a predicted model, not a curated record. Gene Ontology annotation, cellular component: cytosol; perinuclear region of cytoplasm; nucleus. NCBI's taxonomy places the organism in Eukaryota, Metazoa, Arthropoda, Malacostraca, Decapoda, Penaeidae. Gene Ontology annotation, biological process: nucleocytoplasmic transport; signal transduction; activation of GTPase activity.
CGGCACCUUUUUUCUGGCCUGAUACGUGCCGGUGCCAAGCUGAAGGAGCUGGACCUGAGUGACAAUGCCCUUGGCCCCGUGGGGGUGGAGGGCAUGGUGGACUUCAUGUCGUCACCCGUCUGCUAUUCCCUGCAGGAGCUGAGACUAAACAACAAUGGACUUGGCAUUAAGGGAGGUACUAUGCUUGCUGAGUCUCUUAUGAGGCUGGUGGAUAAUGCAAAAGCUGCUGGAACUCCACUAGCUCUUAAGGUAUUUAUAGCUGGUCGCAACAGGCUUGAGAAGGAAGGUGCAAAGGUUUAUGCAAAGUUCUUCAAGGCUGUAGGCACUUUGGAAGAAGUUGCCAUGCCUCAGAAUGGCAUCUUCCAUGAGGGGAUUGCAGCACUUGCAGAUGCUUUCAGUACCAACAACAACCUCAGGGUCGUUAACCUCAAUGACAACACCUUUACCCCCAAGGGUGCUCAGGCAAUGGCAGACAAGUUGCCAAUGAUGCAGAACUUAGAAGUGAUCAAUUUUGGAGAUUGCCUCAUUAAAACAGCAGGAGCCAAGAUGAUUGCCAAAGCCUUAACUUCUGGACACAAGAAUCUGAGGGAGCUGUUCUUGGACAGUAAUGAGAUUACCAUCAAAGGUGGAUUGGCAAUAGCUGAAGCCAUGGCAGAUAAAGAGAACUUGGAGAAGCUCAUGCUGGACUGCAAUCAGUUUGGUGAGGAUGGACGGGAAAUGCUUGUCAGCCUUUUGAACGACUUGGGUCAGUUAGAGGCCCUUGACUCCCUAUUACGCAGGUCCCUGGAUCCGGAGUGAGCCCUCUGAAGCCUGUCGAGUCUGUUGUCAGUCCAGUUAAGUGUACUGCAGAAGAGUUCUGUGAGCAGCCAACAGCUGCCAGACUUCUUGGUUUGGGGAACUCUGGUCCUUCUCAGUUGGUUGAAGAAGCUAAAAGAUUGGCAGAAGGAAGUGAAGAAGCCUUUAUCAACUUCUGCUUGAAGAUCUUCAUGCGAACUGGAUCAAUUGCCACAACUAACAAUGGAGAGGUUCAGAAAGCGGUAAAUGCCACUACAGAACAGCUGGCUAAGGCAGCAUUUGCAGCAGCCCAGAAAAGCGACUCACUCUCCCUUGCAACAAACAGUCUUCUGGUACAUUUAGGACUCAUUAAAUGUGAGGAUAAGAAAUUCAAGUUAGAAUGGGACCUUAAAGGAUGCCUGAUUGUCCUGGCUACGAUUGUGUCAUCACCCCUCUUCCCAGAGCAGACGAAGAGCACGUUGCAGCUUUUCCUGUCCAAACCUAUCCCGAAGAUUGAUGUCUACACUCAGGAGAAACACAAACUUAUGGUAGCACUCUUUCAAUGAUAACUUCAGAUUUCACAGCCAGCAACGAAAAUGAUAUUCGAGACUGGUGUUGUAAUUUUAAGUAGUACUGGUAUUGAUGAAUGUGCAAAACAAUGUCCAUAUGAACAGUGAAUUAAUUUUUGUUGAGUGCCACACACUUACUUAUUUCCUCCUUUCAUCUUCUAUAACCCUAAUUCCACUAUUUCAUUUGUUUUUAUGAAUGAAAUGGGACUUAUUUUGGUCUGAGUCAGUGCAGCCAACCUCGUCCACCAAAAGUGCAAAUGGACAUAUAUACCAAAUUAUAUGUAUAUAUCAGUUAAUAAACUGUAUAAGAAAUGCAGUGAGUACCCAAUAAUUUGUUAGAAAACAGUUAAUUCAUGUGAGAGAGAAAAAAAAGAAAAAAGAAAAAGUUGUACCAUGUGCUGUCGGAGUCCACACAAAGGAAAUGUCAGUGGAUUAAGGCAAUGACAUAGAGGAGUCUGCUUUGCCUGAAAAACAUUAUCUGUAUUGAUAAUAUAUAAAUUAAUUUUACAUUAUAAUGUUUUCACAAUGCAAUGAGAACUAAAUUUGUUUACUAUAUGGAUUUUUUCUUGUUGAAUAAAUAUUAGGACCAUGGUGAGAAUAUUUAAUCUUGUUUGGAACAUGGCAUCUCGAAUGCAUGCAAUUUGCAAAUAAAAUUGCAAAGUUCAUGACAAGUAAGAUUGAAAGUAGAUUCUAUUUUUGUACUCUAGAGAUAUGGUUUAUGUGGGGUCUCAUUUGUAUGUAAAGGUGAAAAUGUAAUAUUUACCCUACUUAUUGUAAUAGCACAUCUGUUGUGCCACAAUUUGUCCAACACAAAUUAACAGGACAUGUUAUUGCAUUGCUUCAGACUAUGACCAUUAUAGGAUUACAAUAUUUUGCUGUCAAACUACAUUUAUGAAAUGUAUUCCACUGAAAUAGAAGCCAUAUUGAGUGUAAUCAUUGAGUGAGUUAGACCACUUAGAAUCAGGUUAGUGCAAAUUAAGCUUCUUUACUGGAGCGUCAGUAAAUAAGAAUGUUUAUAAUUGGAAAGAAGAUUCGUGGGUAACCUAAAGUUUAUUUACUUCUGGAUAUUUAAGAUAGAUAAGGAAGUAAGUUCAGAUGGAAACUUUGUAGAAUCUCUCAGUAGAUGAGCUAUCAUUUCCAUGACUAUUUUGAGAGGCAUUAUUCUCUUAUAUUAAGAAUUCCCCCAGUGUUCCUUAGUUCAAAGGUUACCAAAGAGUCAUCUUGAAAAUAAAAUGCCAAAUAUAA